This is a messenger RNA of Fusarium coffeatum, 1467 nucleotides long. RefSeq lists its product as uncharacterized. Gene Ontology annotation, biological process: amino acid transmembrane transport. Lineage: Eukaryota; Fungi; Ascomycota; Sordariomycetes; Hypocreales; Nectriaceae. Gene Ontology annotation, cellular component: vacuolar membrane. Bases 1 to 1467 code for a protein of 488 amino acids. The transcript has 2 exons. Gene Ontology annotation, molecular function: amino acid transmembrane transporter activity. The record is from RefSeq and is a predicted model, not a curated record.
AUGGCUUCAUACCCGCAAGACGCUCAUAACGACAUUUACCCUUCAGACCAGGGCAAUGAUUCCAGCAAGACAAACAGCAAAGAGAAGAUGCCUCUCGAUGCUGAGAAGGGCCACAUCGAUGACGUUCAGUCCGCUCACAAUGUCCCUGUCGUGGAAAACGGCUUCGGUGGUGGUGAGGGCGCAAAGAACUUUCGCAACAUGUCAAAAUGGGACACAACUUUCGCUCUCCUUACCAAUCAAGUUGGACUCGGUGUUUUGUCACUACCUAGUGUUUUAAAGACUAUGGGAAUUAUCCCUGGUUUGAUUGCCAUCAUCGGAAUCGGAGUUUUAAGUUGGUAUACCGCUUUCGUCCUGAAGCAGUUCUAUGGCCGUCAUUCUCAUGUUUUGAACGUGGUGGACAUGGCCAAGGUUGUUGGAGGACGUCCUCUUUCCAUCGCCGCCGGAAUUGGUCUGCUUGUUCAGGUCAUCAUGACAGCUGCUUCAGCUAGUGUUACUCUCUCCAUUGCCUUCAACACCAUUUCACGACAUUCUAUCUGCACUGUGGGCUACAUCGGAAUCGCUUGCCUCUGCUGCUGGGUCCUCUGCGCGCCACGAACCUCCAAGUUCGUCUCCCAGUCAGGUAUCCCCUGCAUGGUCUCCGUCAUCGCCGCUUCCAUCCUCGUCAUGGCCUCUCUCGGAGCCAAGAAUCCCACAGCUGCGCCCGCAGACUGGCACAAGGAGAUCUUGGUCGUCGCCAACCCAGACUUCCGUUCCGGCCUCAACGCCUGUCUCAAGAUCUGCUACGCUUACUCGGGUAACAUCAACUUUGUCACUUACAUGGCCGAGAUGGUUGACCCCGUUCGCGACUUCGGCUUUGCUCUCGCUUGGUUGGAGUGUGUCUCCAUCGGGUUCUACGUGGUUGUGGCUAUUGCCAUUUACUGCUUGGCUGGAGAGUACACCGUCUCGCCUGCUCUUGGCUCGGCUCCCGAGCUUAUCGCCAGGAUUGCCUACGGCAUCGUUCUCCCUGCCAUCUUCUCGACUGGUCUUGCCUUUGGCCACACUGGUAUCAAAUACGUGUAUGUCCAGGUCAUGAAGCACUUCAAGCUCCAGAGCGAGAUGACUGCCAACAACGUUCGUUCUUGGUCCAUCUGGAUGACCAUUGUGACCGUCUUCUGGGUCCUCUGCUUCAUCAUCUCCAACGCUAUCCCCGUCUUUGACUCCAUCCUGUCCAUUGCCUCAGCCACUACCAUUUCGUGGUUCACUUUCGGCUUCAGCGGCAUCUUCUGGUUCCACAUGAACUGGAACAACCUCUUCUCCAGCCCCAAGAACAUUGCCCUGUUCUGCCUCAACGCAUUCCUUAUUGGAAUCUCACUCUUCAUGAACGCUGCUGGCCUGUGGUCAUCAAUCACUGAGCUGUUGGAUCUGUUUGCCAAUGCUUCCAGUUCCAUCCAGGGUGUCUUCUCCUGUGGCAGCAACUCCAUCUUCUGA